UCUGUGUCACACCGAACUGCAUUUGUCAAGAAGCUAUCGCGAAGUUUAUUAUACGUAGAAAAAAGAAAAUAACUGAAUUAAAAUGAAGUUAUUAAUUGUAUUGGGUGCCGUGUUAUUGGCCCUCAAUCAGUUGGUUGUGGCCAAAACUCACAAUGUGAUUUGUUACUACGAUACCUCCAGCAUAAUGAGAAUAGGAGCAGCAAAUUUUACCAGCAAAGAUCUUGAAACAUCCCUGCAACUUUGCACACACGUGGUCUACGGUUAUGCGGCUAUUAGAAGAUCCACAUACGAAAUUGUGCCCGGUGAUAAACGACAAUUGCCUUUGUUCCAGCAAGUUAAUGUCCUUAAGAAGAGGUACCCCAACGUAAAAUUCCUCUUGAGUAUGGGUGGUAACGCGGACAAACGGAAUCCACACAAAUAUAUGGAACUUUUGGAGAGUAACCGUGAUCAAAAGAGAGGUUUCAUAAAUUCCGUUUUGGGAUUUUUACGUAACUAUCAGUUUGAUGGUUUGGAUUUGGCCUAUCAAUUUCCCGAAGAAAAACCAAUUUUAGACGAGUCUCUGUUGAAGAGGGUGUUCUCGGCCGCCAAAGAAAAGGUGUCCAGCAAUUUGGAUAAAAACAAAGUUCCAACAAAGGUCGUAUCCGUGGCGGAACGUCGAAUGCAGUUAACACAAUUAAUUGGCGAUUUGAAACAGGCCAUGAGAGGCAGUAAUUUGUUGUUGUCUUUGACCGUACUGCCCAAUGUUAAUUCAAGUCUUUAUUUCAAUGUUCCCGUGAUUAUGGGCAAUUUGGAUUUUGUAACUUUGGCGACAUUUGAUUACAGCACUCCACAACGUACGCCAAAACAAGCUGAUUACUUGGCACCACUGCAAGCCUUGCCACCAAAUAAACUACGCAAUCCACAGGCAAAUGUUGAUGCCCAAAUACGCUAUUGGUUGGGACAGGGUGCCAGUUCGGCUCAGCUCAAUAUGGGUAUCGCUGGUCAUGGUCGCACAUGGCAAUUCAAAAAGUUACUGAAGAGUGACAAAAUGCCCAUUAGAUCGUCCCUAGAUGGUCCUGCUGCGGCAGAUGCUAAUGUCCGUAAAACAGGUAUAAUGGCAUGGCCAGAUGUCUGCACCAAAGUUAAGCAAAUGACAAAAUAUGAAGAUAAAAUCUCUGGCAACUAUGCCUACAAUGCGCCACAAGUUAAGGGUAGCACUGGACUGUUGAUUACCUACGAGAAUGUGGCCAGUAUUGCUGAGAAAGCGUCCUAUGUAAAAUCUCAUAAGUUGGGUGGUAUGGCCUUGUUUGAUCUUAGCCUAGAUGACGUUCAUGGUGUUUGUAGCGGUGAGAAAUUCCCAUUAUUGAAAACUAUACGCAAUAAAUUAAUCUAGGACAUUAUUUUAAUCAAAUAUAAAAUUUUUGUUGUAAAUAAAAUAAAAUAAAAGUUGUUAAUAGCA
Musca domestica (house fly) is the source of this 1438-nucleotide messenger RNA. RefSeq names its product chitinase-like protein Idgf4. Gene Ontology annotation, biological process: carbohydrate metabolic process; chitin catabolic process. The transcript has 3 exons. Gene Ontology annotation, molecular function: chitin binding. NCBI's taxonomy places the organism in Eukaryota, Metazoa, Arthropoda, Insecta, Diptera, Muscidae. Gene Ontology annotation, cellular component: extracellular region. The record is from RefSeq and is a predicted model, not a curated record. Bases 83 to 1372 code for a protein of 429 amino acids.